AUGGAAAAAUAUAAUCCAGGAGCAUCUAUUAUUUAUUCAUGUGUAGCAUAUAGUGAAACGAUAUUAGUAGAUUAUUCUGAUGUUUCAAUUCCUCAAAUAGAUUCAGUUAUUCAUCAAAUAUUAAAAAAAGUAAUAAAUGUGAAUGACACUAUGGUAGUCAGAAAAGAAAAUAUUAUAAUUAACGUGUUAUCAAAAUACAAUCUUGUCACUGUCGCAAUCACUGGAACAACUUUUCCUACAGAACGUGUUUUUGACUUUCUGGAUGAUAUUUAUGUAACUUUUGUAAAAACAUUUAAUGAGGAUCAAUGGAAAAAAUGUAGUGAAAAGACACUUAAUUCUACUUUCUCUUUAUUAAUCAAACAAAAAAUUAAACAUUUUAAUGACCUAACUACAGACCCAUUAAACUCUAUUCAAUUAACUAUGAAUGACACUUUAAAUCAAAUAAAUGAUAGUAUUGAUCUAUUAGUUAAUCGUGGUAAUGUUCUUGAUGAAAUUGAAACUAAUUCAAAUUAUCUUGUUGAAGCUUCAUUGGAUUUAGAACAAUCAUCAAUAAAACUUCGUCAAAAAUAUUAUUUGACUACUACCAAAACCAUCUUUUUAGUCUUCUUCUUAGUUGUAUUUGUGGUAUUUCUUAUUGUUUGGGGUCACUGUGGUAUUUCUUUUGAACAAUGCCGCCAUUAG
Molecule: messenger RNA, 681 nt
Organism: Entamoeba dispar SAW760
Lineage: Eukaryota; Evosea; Mastigamoebida; Endamoebidae
Product: vesicle-associated membrane protein, putative
Exons: 2
Coding region: 1-681 (226 amino acids)
Source: RefSeq, a predicted model, not a curated record